GCUGAAUGGUUGCCCACAUGGGCACCUCCUAAUAAGUCCCCAGAAUCUAUGCUUCAAAUACAAAACCGAACAAAAGAAGAAGAAGAAGAAACAAGAACACAAACUUAUCUCUUUAUGUUAUCUUUUGUCUGAAUUAAAAAAAAAAUGGAUUCUACUUCGAAUGAUCAUCAAGAGUUGGAACAAUUCGAAGCCAUUGAUGAUCUCCUCGAAGAUUUCUGGUUCUUUGAUAACUUACUUGACAGAAGAUCAAGGAUCUUGAGGUACUGUCAUUCAGAUCCUUACCCUUUUACUUCUUCUUCUUCUUCAACUUGUCCCAAACCCGAAUUACCGAAAAUUGGAGAUUCGGAUUCGGAGAUUAAGCUUCUAGAAGCUUCUACUGGGGGAGACUUUGUUCCGCCGCCGUGUAUAGAGAAAAAAGAAGGCGGAGGCGAGCCUGAGAAGAUAAAUAAGGUGAUGAGAAGGCAGUUCUCUGAGAAGACUAGGGUUCAAGAACGAAGAACUUACUUGCAAAAGAAGGAACCUGUAGUUCGAGAGAAGGGAAUUAAAGAAGGUUCGAGGAAGAAGAACAGAACAAGAAUUAGUUGUAGUAACAAUAAUAGUGUCCAGAGUUGCUCGAUGGGAGGGAGUUUGCAGAGAACUCAGACUUUGCCUAGUUACUUAGGAAGAGAAGACGAUGUAAAUGAGUUUCAAGAUCAAGAGAUUGAUGAUUCAAGAAUGGGAUUUUUGAUCCGUGAAGCCAUCGCUAACUCUUCUUCUUCUUCUUCUUCUGGAUUUACUCCAACGAAACAGAACAUUCCAAAGGUUUCAUGCAUUCCAAGGCAUAGACCACCUAGAAACUCAAGAUCAGAAGACGCUAUUCAAGAAUUGGUCGUCAAAUCACAAAAAAGCCCAAACCGCAAAACGCUGCGUAAAACGUUAAGCAGCAUCGAGACGAAAGAUAUUCAAAUGUUGAAGGAUUUUCACAUUGAAACAGAGAAGAAGCAAGAAGAAGACGAAGAAAAACAGAGGAAGGUCCCAUGCACCACCACUGGGAAAAACCGGUCUACAGCGGUGGUGGGACAGCCGAUUCCGGUUUGGGUUCCAAAGGAUUCGAGAAAAGACAUGAAAGCUCAGAUAAAGUUUUGGGCUCGAACCGUCGCAAGUAAUGUUCGACAAGAAUGCUGAUAUCAUUCACUUUCAUUAGCAAACAAAUUGCUUCUACGUAUAAACAAACACUCAUUUCAUAUUCUUUGGUUCCCUUUAUGUUCAAAAACAUUCAUCUAUCAUUUCACCUACAAUAAUAAGGAAAAAUAACAAUCAUAAUGAUGAGUUUUUUUAUUCGACGGAGAAACCGAACUCAAGUAAUAUUUUACAUGAAGAAGAAUGCGAUAAACAAUCAAGUGAAACUAUAU
Molecule: messenger RNA, 1391 nt
Organism: Arabidopsis thaliana (thale cress)
Lineage: Eukaryota; Viridiplantae; Streptophyta; Magnoliopsida; Brassicales; Brassicaceae
Product: serine/arginine repetitive matrix protein
Exons: 2
Coding region: 145-1164 (339 amino acids)
Source: RefSeq, marked reviewed